Messenger RNA from Parascedosporium putredinis, 207 nucleotides. Lineage: Eukaryota; Fungi; Ascomycota; Sordariomycetes; Microascales; Microascaceae. The record is from the annotation of a GenBank genome assembly.
AUGGCCGGACACUCCCCCUCGACCCUGCCCUUGUCAGGAGAUGAAUGCGAAGAGGAACCUGUACUUCCGCUGGACCCCCGUACCGCCAAGAUCACCUUGAUGUACGUCGUCGUCGUACCUUCCAUCAUUGGAUAUCUCGCCUACAAGACCGACGGACUUUGGGAUCUCAGGGCGAAGAGGAGAGGAGAUACCAUCUACGAGCGAUAA